CUACUUUUACUCUCACUUCAUCGGAAGUGUGAUCUAGUUGAUUAAGACUCAGCUUUCAUCGAACCAUUCACUUACCUCGGCUCCUAACUCUUCACUCAAGCUUCACAAUCAUCUCACUCAGAGUUCAUGCCAAACUGUCUCUAGCAUCACGCCUCAUCAGAACUUUAGCUCGUCCACCCCUUUAUCGACUUAAUACCUCCAGUUUACCUAUCAUGGCGAGAACUACAAGAAGCUCUGCUGUGAAGGCUGAAGCUACGGCACCUCCCGUCAUUCAGAAGCCGCUUCAACUCUCAAGCCCUCCUGCGACUCCAGUCCCUCGUAAUGCACGAAAACGUAAGGCAGCCAUGGUUGAGGACUCCCCCAAAACCACAUCAUCAAAAGCCCCAAUUACUCCAAAGAGCACUAAGAGAGCCAAGAAGGUUGCAGUGAAAGAGGAGGAUGUCAACGAACUACCACAUAACUUAGGAGCUAUUCCUCAUAUAGCACCCAAGGAGGAAGUGGAUGAUGCUAUACCGCCGAAGAAAACGCCUAAUAAUGCGAAGAAAGCUACGAAACCCAGCAAAGUGAAGAAAGAAGACGCGGAUGAUCUUGUUGCGAAAGCUACCAUGAUUACCGACGAGUCGCCGAAGAAGAAAGGAAAGGCAAAGAACAGCAAUUACGGCCUCACCCCUGGACAGACACCGUAUCCCAACUAUCCCCAUCCAACAGCUGAAGAAUGCGAGGAAGUGACUCGCCUCUUAUCCAAGGUGCAUGGGAAGGUUCAAGCCCCAAAGACAAUCCCUGCACCAUCUCUCAAUGUUUCCGGGUGCGGAGAGGUGCCUUCAGUUCUCGAUGCCUUGAUUCGAACUCGACUAUCAGCAGCAACGUCUGGCACCAACUCUUCCCGCGCAUUUGCUGGCCUUGUAGCCAAAUUCGGUAUAUUGAAGGAAGGCAUCGGUAAAGGCAGCGUAGAUUGGAAUAAGGUGCGCCAAGCAGAGCAGAAAGAAAUCUUUGAAGCGAUCAAGAGCGGCGGUCUAGCAGACGUCAAGAGCAAAGACAUUAAGAAGAUCCUGCAAAUGGUGUGGGAGGAAAACCAAACACGGCGCGAUGCCCAUCUCUCGGUAUCGGACCAGGCCCCGGGCUCUAUCAACGAAGCUGCGGAGGAGAAGAACGCCGAGGUGGAGAAGGCAGAGCAAAACAUAGUCUCGCUAGAUCACCUACAUCUCCUCUCCAACGACGACGCUUUCAACGCCCUGACAAAAUACCCUGGCAUCGGCCCCAAGACCGCGUCCUGCGUGCUUCUAUUCUGUCUCCAGCGCCCUUCUUUCGCAGUCGAUACGCACGUCUUCCGUCUUUGCAAAUGGCUUGGCUGGGUCCCUGCACCUGGUGACCCGGCAGGUCUUGCCCCAGGCGCGAAAGGCACGUUUGCAGGCCCGACGCGCAACUCGACGUAUGCGCACUGCGAGGUCAGAGUCCCUGACGAUCUAAAGUACCCGCUACAUCAACUGUUAAUCAAACAUGGCAAGUCAUGUCCACGGUGUCGAGCCAUCACGGGGGAGAGCAGUGAGGGUUGGGAGAAGGGAUGUGCACUUGAUCAUCUUGUGAAGCGAUCUGGUGGGAGGAAAGAAGGUCUUGCUAGCCCGGCCAAAGCGGCAAGCGGCAAGAAGCCAAAGGCAAAGGGGAAGAAGAAAGCCGUCGAGGAAUAUGAGAGUGACGCCAAAAGCAGUGGAGAAAGCGAGGCUGAAAGUAGUGACUUGAGCGAUCUAGUGAGCGAUGCCGAAGUGGAGCACUCUGAAGACGAGCAGUCCGCCUCUGACUGAGGUGGAAUGGCGUGGAUCCCUUGAAACAAUUAAUACAUCGAUACAGCAGCUAGGGGCACUCGAUGGCUAUCGGUUGCCCCCAAACCAAAAUCUAAUAUUCCUAUCAAUGAAACUACACAGUCGAUUUAC
This is a messenger RNA of Cucurbitaria berberidis CBS 394.84, 1928 nucleotides long. RefSeq names its product base excision DNA repair protein. Lineage: Eukaryota; Fungi; Ascomycota; Dothideomycetes; Pleosporales; Cucurbitariaceae. Gene Ontology annotation, molecular function: catalytic activity. The transcript has a single exon. Gene Ontology annotation, biological process: base-excision repair. Bases 213 to 1799 code for a protein of 528 amino acids. The record is from RefSeq and is a predicted model, not a curated record.